AUGACUAGGGAUAAUAUUAACAUUGCUAUAAUAAACUACCAGCUUCACAAGGGAUAUGGUGAUCUUUUCGCCCAUUAUUUGCAAAUGACUAGGGAUAAUAUUAACAUUGCUAUAUUUAGAAAGGGGGGAAAUGGGUAUGUGAUGAGAGUGAGAUUGGCGUCGUUCUUCACUGGGGCUGCCGCGGCGUCGUUUCUGGGGCUCUACACCCUCCACAAGGAUUACAAGGUCGCGCACCAAUCCUUUACUCAACAGAUGAAUGACCUCCACAAAUCGCUGGAAGGUCGAAUUUCUUCCUUGGAAAAACUGAAACAAACGGAAACGUCUGAACAGGUUGAAGCAACUGAAUAAGAGUUCAGACCGAAGCAUCCAUUGUGGAAAAAAAAUUGAUUCAAUGUACUUACUAUGAAAAGUAACUUUUUGGUUUGUUUUCCUGAUGAAUAAGUUCAAUUUGACUCAUUUUAUGGCACCUCAUCUGACUGAACUUUUUCGUCUAAAAGAGUACAGAUCAGUUGUGUCACCAAAUGUAGUUUGGAUUAUUAUUUUGGCCAAGAGAUUUUAGCUUUCACCGCAGUUAUACACGGUAAUUAAUGAAUAUUUGAGUGACAUUUUUUUCCCUUUUUAAAA
Messenger RNA from Glycine soja, 624 nucleotides. RefSeq lists its product as uncharacterized. The record is from RefSeq and is a predicted model, not a curated record. The coding region runs from base 1 to 348 and encodes 115 amino acids. The transcript has 3 exons. NCBI's taxonomy places the organism in Eukaryota, Viridiplantae, Streptophyta, Magnoliopsida, Fabales, Fabaceae.